Vitrella brassicaformis is the source of this 682-nucleotide messenger RNA. NCBI's taxonomy places the organism in Eukaryota, Vitrellaceae. The record is from the annotation of a GenBank genome assembly.
AUGCAUCAGCAGCGUCGGCCACAGCUGCCGUACCACCCUGGUGAGAGCGACCUGCCCCCUCUGCUGGGCGGCGACGAUGACUCGCUCAUGGGGUCGGGUGACGAGCUCGACAGACAUGGCCUUGGCGGAGGGGAAGGGGGAGGCAUGGAUGACUUCGAUCCCGUCGGCCACCAUCGGCCAUCGGACAGCCCCUAUGACGGCGCCACGGGAUUCGGACCACCUGUGGGCCAGCCGGGGAUGGGCAAUAGCGCUCUGUCGCCCAUCGCGGAAGAUCCAUGUGGGCACAUCAUGACCCGUGGUGAGCGGGGCAGACAAUGGGCCCAUACCGGUUUGUGUUAUGACUACGUGUGUUCCGAUUUCUGCAGGUGAUUCCAAGAAGCGUCGUGUGGAGCAGAUGAGCCCGUCCCCGCCUUCGGACCAUUCACAAGCCCGCCCCAGCGUGUCCUUCUCAAUGAGCACGCUGCAGAACUCCAUCAUCAUAGCCGACCUGAAGAAGAAGAUGGAGCAGUGUGAGGAGCUGAGGGGCCGCUUCAACAAGCUCGAGGUGCAGCAGAACCAGCACUACCAGUCCAACAUCACUACCGUCGGCGCUUCGGGCACCUUCGGCCCUCCGCAUUUGAGUCAAUUUCUGGCUGGUCGUUCCUGGCUCGGCCCUGCGGGCUUCGCCUUCGCACCACACUAG